Mus pahari (shrew mouse) is the source of this 4299-nucleotide messenger RNA. It is a transcript of the gene Kcnh8, whose product is annotated as potassium voltage-gated channel subfamily H member 8. Bases 97 to 3402 code for a protein of 1101 amino acids. Gene Ontology annotation, molecular function: voltage-gated potassium channel activity. The transcript is spliced from 16 exons. Gene Ontology annotation, cellular component: membrane. Lineage: Eukaryota; Metazoa; Chordata; Mammalia; Rodentia; Muridae. Gene Ontology annotation, biological process: regulation of membrane potential; potassium ion transmembrane transport. The record is from RefSeq and is a predicted model, not a curated record.
AUCACGCUCCUGGUGGCUUCUUCCAGCUUGGCACUUUCCUACAGAGCCAUCCUUGUGGACAAACUUUGAUGGGGAAUUUCACACAGCGCUGGAAAAAUGCCGGUUAUGAAAGGAUUACUGGCGCCACAGAACACCUUCCUGGACACUAUUGCCACCCGUUUCGACGGAACACAUAGCAACUUCAUCCUGGCCAACGCCCAAGUGGCAAAGGGUUUCCCCAUAGUCUACUGUUCAGAUGGCUUCUGUGAGCUGGCUGGGUUUGCACGAACUGAAGUCAUGCAGAAGAGUUGCAGCUGCAAGUUUUUGUUUGGGAUGGAGACCAACGAGCAGCUGAUGCUUCAAAUAGAAAAGUCCCUGGAGGAGAAAGUAGAGUUCAAAGGAGAAAUUAUGUUCUACAAGAAGAAUGGGGCUCCAUUUUGGUGCCUAUUGGAUAUUGUUCCUAUAAAGAAUGAGAAAGGAGAUGUAGUCCUUUUCCUGGCCUCAUUCAAAGAUAUAACAGACACGAAAGUGAAGAUUACUUCCGAAGAAAAAAAAGAAGACAGAGCCAAAGGAAGAUCAAGAGCAGGGAGCCACUUUGACUCAGCCCGGAGACGGAGCCGAGCUGUCCUUUAUCACAUCUCAGGACACCUGCAAAGACGAGAGAAGAACAAAUUGAAAAUAAAUAAUAACGUGUUUGUAGAUAAACCAGCAUUUCCGGAGUAUAAGGUUUCUGAUGCAAAAAAGUCCAAGUUCAUCCUGCUGCAUUUCAGCACUUUCAAGGCUGGCUGGGACUGGCUCAUUUUGCUGGCAACGUUUUAUGUUGCUGUGACAGUCCCUUACAAUGUAUGUUUCAUUGGCAAUGAGGAGCUGUCCACAACUCGGAGCACAACGGUCAGUGACAUUGCAGUGGAGAUUCUUUUCAUUAUAGAUAUUAUUCUAAAUUUCCGAACAACUUAUGUCAGCAAGUCUGGCCAAGUUAUCUUUGAAGCGAGAUCCAUUUGCAUUCACUACGUCACCACCUGGUUCAUCAUUGAUCUGAUUGCUGCCUUGCCCUUUGACCUCCUGUAUGCUUUCAAUGUCACAGUGGUGUCCCUUGUUCAUCUCCUGAAGACUGUCCGGCUGCUGCGUCUUUUGCGCCUCCUGCAGAAGCUGGACCGAUAUUCUCAGCACAGUACAAUCGUCCUCACCCUGCUCAUGUCCAUGUUUGCUCUCCUUGCACACUGGAUGGCAUGUAUCUGGUAUGUCAUUGGAAAAAUGGAGAGGGAGGAGAACAGCCUUCUCAAGUGGGAAGUCGGUUGGCUUCAUGAGCUGGGAAAGAGACUGGAAUCUCCAUAUUACGGCAACAACACGCUGGGGGGCCCGUCCAUCCGAAGUGCCUAUAUUGCAGCCCUGUACUUCACUCUGAGCAGCCUAACUAGCGUCGGGUUUGGGAACGUGUCUGCUAACACAGACGCAGAGAAGAUCUUCUCCAUCUGCACCAUGCUGAUUGGAGCCCUGAUGCAUGCCUUAGUAUUUGGGAACGUGACUGCCAUCAUACAGAGAAUGUACUCUAGAUGGAGCCUGUACCACACUAGAACCAAGGACCUGAAGGACUUCAUCCGUGUGCACCACCUGCCCCAGCAACUCAAGCAGAGGAUGCUCGAGUACUUUCAGACAACUUGGUCAGUCAACAAUGGGAUAGAUUCAAAUGAGCUUUUAAAAGACUUUCCGGAUGAGCUGCGCUCUGACAUCACAAUGCAUCUGAACAAGGAGAUCUUACAGCUGUCCCUGUUCGAAUGUGCCAGCCGGGGCUGCCUCAGGUCUUUGUCUCUCCAUAUUAAAACCUCCUUUUGUGCCCCGGGAGAGUAUCUGCUGCGCCAGGGGGAUGCUUUGCAGGCCAUCUACUUCGUGUGCUCAGGUUCUAUGGAAGUUCUUAAAGACAGCAUGGUGUUGGCUAUUCUAGGGAAGGGAGAUUUAAUUGGAGCAAAUUUAUCAAUUAAAGACCAAGUGAUCAAGACCAACGCUGACGUGAAGGCACUGACCUACUGUGAUCUUCAGUGCAUCAUCCUGAAAGGUCUCUUUGAGGUGCUGGGCCUUUACCCAGAGUACGCACACAAAUUCGUAGAAGACAUCCAACACGACCUCACUUACAACCUUCGAGAAGGUCAUGAGAGCGAUGUAAUAUCAAGAUUAUCGAACAAAUCUACUGUCUCACAGGCAGAGCCCAAGGGGAACGGAAGCAUCAACAAGAGACUCCCAUCCAUUGUGGAAGAUGAGGAAGAAGAAGAGGUGGAGGAAGAGGAGACUACCUCCCUUUCUCCUAUCUACACAAGGGGAUCCUCUGUCUCCCAUAGCAAAAAGACUGGAAGCAACAAGAGCUACCUAGGUUUGAGCUUAAAGCAACUGGCCUCAGGAACAGUACCAUUCCACUCACCUAUCAGAGUCUCCAGUGCCAACGCCCCUAAAACCAAGCAGGAGGCUGACCCACUUAACCAUGGCAGAAAGAAAGAGAAGAACCUGAAAGUGCAGCUUUCCAGCCUGGGUAUUGCUGGGACCCCAGAGCUUAGUCCGAGGAUUGUGGAUGGAAUUGAAGAUGGCAACAGCAGUGAGGAAACUCAGACUUUUGACUUUGGUUCUGAACAGAUCAGGCCAGAGCCCAGGAUCUCCCCUCCCCUUGCAGAGUCAGAGAUUGGAGCUGCGUUUCUGUUCAUCAAGGCUGAAGAAACCAAGCAGCAGAUAAACAAGCUCAACAGUGAGGUCACAACAUUGACUCAGGAGGUUUCCCAGCUAGGGAAAGAUAUGAGAAGCAUCAUGCAACUUCUGGAAAACAUCUUGUCACCUCAGCAGCCAUCCCAGUUUUGUUCUCUACAUCCCACCCCAAUGUGUCCUUCCAGAGAAAGUUUACAAACUAGGGUGAGUUGGAGUGCUCACCAGCCUUGCCUACAUUUGCAGGCAGGUGGAGCACAUCUUUACCAUGGUAAUGUCACCUCUGGUAUCUGGAGUGUCGAUCCAUCCUUGGUGGGCAGCAGCCCUCAACAAACUGAAGCUCACGAGCAAAACCCAGCCGACCGUGAACUUCAUCAUUCUCCAAACCUGGAUUAUUCUCCCUCCCACUGCCAGGUUAUCCAAGAAGGCCAUUUGCAGUUCCUGAGGUGCAUCUCCCCCCAUUCAGAUACCACACUGACACCUUUGCAGUCCAUCUCGGCCACUCUCUCAUCUUCUGUGUGCUCCUCAUCAGAAACAUCCUUGCACCUGGUUCUCCCAAGUAGGUCAGAGGAGGGCAGCAUCACUCACGGACCUGUGAGUUCUUUCAGCUUGGAAAACUUACCAGGCUCUUGGGACCGAGAAGGAAUGAUGUCAGCCUCUACAGAACCCUUGGAGAACUUUCCAGAAGUUGUCACAAGCACAGCGGAUAUAAAGGACAGCAAAGCCAUAAACGUAUAAUAUCAGCACACAAGGGCCGCCGCUUUCAAUGCCAAACCCACUGCUGCAUGACAGCUCUAGUUUGCCUUUGUGGCUUCUAGCAGGUGUGGAGCCUGAGCAAAGUUAGGAAUUCUGCAGGAAAGAGGGCAAGGGGCCAGGAAAAGACAGAACCACCUCUAUACUGUAGCAAACAAUUUCUAGAUUGUAGAAGCAAGCCUUUUCUGUAUAGGUAUUAACUUACUGGUCUGAUUGACAGACUUUGGUAACCAUCCAAGGACCCAGAGGGUCUGAGCAGAUAGAAACCCCAGACAAAGAGUUUGGGGAUUAGUUUUGUCAUAAGUAGUUUUUGUGAAGUGCAGCAAAGGUUUUUCCUGAGUGCCUGAUUGUCAUUCCUGAACAAUAUCCAUAGCACUGUUGGCCUCGGGAGUGCAUGGCUCCCGCUGAUCUAUUUUCCUUUCUGUGAAGGCAGAGGAACAAUUAUCACUGCAUGUCAUCUCCUAGACAAUCAGUCAAAUAGAGCUGGUGGCCAGUGGUUAGCUAUCCGCACGUUACUUGCCAUGUAAAUGAAAAUGUCUUUAUUUAUCGAAAAAAGAAGCUAUUUUUAUAUCCUUGGUAUGAAAUAUGUAUUUAAACUACUUAAACUAUUUAUAAAGAAAUGAACAUUUUCUUUUCAUUUUGGUAAAAAAAAAAAAAGCUUGCUGUUUUAACAAAAAAUACAUUACUGUUAGGUAUAGUAAAUCAAAAAUUAUGUAUCGUCUAGAGGUUGUAGUUUUGAAAGGAAUCCCCUUUUAUCUGCAUGCAGUUUGCAAAACAGGAAAAAAAAUGUACAUGUACCCUCACACUUCUGGGAUACAAAAGGACAGUGGGGUUAUAUUUUAUCAAUGAAAUAAAAACAUGGACUCGAUGCAAACUCCUUGA